ACUUGAGCUGCGGUUUCUAACAGAUGAGGCUUAAUCAUGAUGGCUUCUCGUGGUAUAUUAGGGAGUCUCUGGAUGUUGGCCUGUUUUGGACAAUAUUUUGGUCAAGAUCUACAGCUUCCUGAGCUGCCUCCAUUAGUAGAAGGCCAAAGCGUGACUUUCACCCCAGUAAACCCACCAUUGACAUGGCGUCAAACUACAUGGAUUUACAACACAGGUCCUUCUAUAAUUACAGCAGCCUCUGGUGCAGUUAUAGUACACCCUGACUAUGAAGGAAGAGUCAGGUUCGACUCAAACACUCUUGCGCUGGAGCUCUGGAACCUGAAACAGAGUGAUUCUGGAAUAUACAAACUGGAGGUAGUACCUGGUCCUGGUAUGAUAUUUACAGCAGAAACUUCACUACAGGUGUUUGAUGGCAUAAAUAAUGUGAGGCUCAUUGAACCAGAAGAAUCAUUAAUCGAGGGUGAAACAUCUGCUAACAUCACAUCUGAGGGAAGCGGCACCAUCACCUCUGUGCAGUGGAUGAAAGAUAACAGUCCUCUGUCUCCUAGCGGCAGCAUCAUCUUUUCAUCUGAUAACAGAUCAGUGUCCAUCAGUCCAGUGCAGAGAUCAGACGCUGGAGAAUAUCAGUGUACAUACAGUAACCCUGUCAGCUCUGAGACGGCAAAACUCACCCUGACCAUCAACUAUGGACCAGAUGGUGUUUCUAUUAGGGCUCCAGAUGUGGUGAAUUUAGGGGUUCAAGUGUCUCUGUCUUGCUCUGCAAAUUCUGAACCUGUUGCUUCAUUCAGCUGGAUGUUUAAUGGGUCAGACACUGGUGUGACCACAGACAAAUUCACCAUUGAUAAGACUGAUUUCACAGACAGUGGAGAAUACAUCUGUACAGCCUUUAAUAGAGUCACAAACAAAAAAGAAUUUAAAACACAUGCUUUAAUAGUUCAAGAGGCUGAUGGCAGAGGAGGAGGAGGACUGUCAGCAGGAGCAAUAGCUGGGAUUGUCAUUGGGGUUUUAGUGGCAGUUGGAGGAAUCUGUGGUCUUAUUGUCUAUUUAACAAAAACCAAGAAAAUCCCAAAACUAAGCCACCGCUCAAAUGGUCAAGCAAGUGGAGCAGCACAAAGAGGACAAGAUGCUGAGCUGAACUAUGCAGACAUCAGCCAUUUCCAGAAGAAUAGUGGAGAGAGAGUGGUUCUGGGAGACAUGAAUGAACCAAGGACAGAGUAUGCAGAAGUAAAACGUGGAUCAAAGUUGAGGGCUGCUCCACCUCCUUAUGGAAGUCAGGUAUCGAACCCUCCUCCUGUGCGCAGACCUCUACUGUCACCUCAAGAGGAUGGUGCUCAUGUAUGAUUUCAUCCCUCUACUCCAUUUAUGAGCACAUAAAAUUACUGUAUUACAACCCACACCUUGAUACAACCAUUGAGGCCUCAUUUAUAAAAUGUUGCCUAAAAAUCCUUCAUUUGAUCUAAGAUCUCUUCUCGAAUGUGCAAACAUGGUUUAGAUAAACUAAAGUACACUCUCAGAAAUAAUUUGCGAGUUGUCAUUGGGGUGGUACCUUUUCAAAAGCUACACAUUUGUACCUUAAAGGUCCAUAUUAAUACCUCAAGGGUACAUAUUAGUGCAUAAAAAAUACAAGUGUUCCUCUUUUAGUUAGUAAUAUAUACUUUGGAGGUACGAAUAUAGACCCUAUACGUACAAAUGUGUACCUUGAAAAGGUACCACCCCAGUGACAACUCGCGUACCUUUAUUACUGAAAGUGUAUGCACAAAAAUACAUGAGUAUGCCAGAGGUAAAAUCCAAAUGAUCUUGAAAUUUUGUUAAGCAAAUGGUUUUAAUCUCAAACUUUUUUUUCUUUAUUAACGAGAACCAGCAUGUACAGUUUUAUAAUACAACAAAAUCACUUCACAUUCCUUUUAAAUGAGAAGAAGAAAUUAAAUUAAAAAUAAAUAAUAAAAACAGAGGAGAGGGUUUAUCAAAUUACAUAAAAAUAUAUUACACACAUUUUUACAAUUUUAGUUAUUAACAAGAGUUAUUAAAUGCACUUUUACUACAGGAAAUGCAUAUACGCUUUUAUGCAAAAAUGUUAAAGGAGGAGCAAAUAUUAACUGUUUUAAUAGCUUUUCUAUUUUUAGACUUAGAAAUCACUUUUAUAUACAUUUGAAUCUCUUUUUCUAGCACCAUGAAGAAAGGUUUGCUUUUGUCAAACUUUGAUUUAUGCAUGUAAAAUUUACAUAAUAAUAAAAUAAAGUUUAAUUUCAAACUUACUCAGCGGGUUAGCAUGCAAAUCCUUUGCUUAAGGAUAGUGAGCAGCAAGAAUUGCUUACAGUGCAACCAAAAUGUCUGGUUAGAUACUUCAUUAGGUCUUAACUUAAUUCAUGAUCAGUAAAAUAGUAUAUAUGGAAUGAAUGUACUUUAUGUCCCAUGUUGUUGCUAUUUGCAUUGUUUUCACUUCUAUUCAUAAACAAUAAUAGCCUAAUCAGCGAAGUUGAGUUAGCGAAAUCUCUGUUUAAUGCAAUUUUAGAAACUUGGCUUUAGUAGAUCAUCCGGUUACUUUUUUACAUAAAUAUUAAGAAUUUAUAUAUACUAACAAACUAAUAUACUGUUUUGCACACACAAUAUGUCAGGGAUGUAUGUGAUAUUGUAUACAGCAUUAGGAAAAUGUGGGGUACUUGUUUAAAAACAAACUGUUGGUAUGGAACUUAGUAUAUGCACACUUUAGGAUUAUAUUUGGGCAUACAUGUUUUAUAAAUGAAGUCUCUGGUCUCCCUUCUAGCAUAUUUUUAUCACACAUUCCUUUAUAAAAUAUCCAUCAUUUGUUCUACAUAACCACAAGCUUUUAAUUGUAACUUGUUUCACACUGGACAGUUUUCAUUAUCAGAUCAUUCAGAAUGAAACUGCAACAAAUGUGUAUACAGCAUGUGUGUAUUAAAUGUUUUAAAUAUCUAUUAUCUGCAUCCUGAUGUACUGUUUAUCUAAUUAUUUCUCUUAUUUUCCACAUUUCAAAAUCAAAUGUAAUAGUUCAUUCUUAUCUUUAGACAAUUUGUUUACCAAAUAAUGUGUAAUAUUUAUAGACUGAUACAGUACAUCAAACAGAUUGUCGGAAAUCAUCAGAUCGAUUUUCAUUCUUUCCUUCCCGCAUGGGCAAGUAAAAGAAGAUAAAUGUGUGAUAGCUGGUAAUGAAAAAUAGUUUACAUUCAUGUCUAAAAUCACCUUUAGACCUGAACACAUCACUCACGGAGAUGAAAUAAGGAAGCAGCAUUCUGUUCUGGUCGUAAACAGUAUGUUUUUCUGGACAAUUUUAUGUGGAUGUUGUUUCUAUCUGAUUGUUAUUUAUGAUUCAUGGUGACUUUGUCAUAAGAAUUUUAUCUGCUCUAAAUAAAGAGUUCAUUUGUUGUUCA
Messenger RNA from Danio aesculapii, 3389 nucleotides. Its product is annotated as carcinoembryonic antigen-related cell adhesion molecule 20. The record is from RefSeq and is a predicted model, not a curated record. Lineage: Eukaryota; Metazoa; Chordata; Actinopteri; Cypriniformes; Danionidae. The transcript has 10 exons. The coding region runs from base 37 to 1341 and encodes 434 amino acids.